AUGCUAGAAAACUAUGGAUAUCAGCGAAGUUUCGGCAAACCACAGAGCAGAAGGAAAGUGUUCAAAGAUGAAGACGAUGAUGUGGUGGAAGUGCAAACUAGCAGCGCAGGAAAGAAACAAGAUAAGGUAAAACCUGAGCCGUUGAACCUCAAGAGAAAGCAUGACUAUCAUAAAGAUUCCAAGCUGAAGGCGUGGAGAAUGAUCAUCAGAAAUCUACCAUUUAAGACCACAAAAGAAGACCUCCAGAACGUUUGUUCCAAAUUUGGUCCUUUCACCGACAUUGUCCUUCCUCCCUCAAAGAAAAUGCCAAAGCGCAUUGCUGGUUUCGCUUUCGUUCAGUUCAAAACGAGAGAAGCUGCUGAAAAGGCUCGGGAACACUUCAACUCCAAUAAGUUUAAGGGUCGUUUGGUAGCUGCAGACUGGGCACUUCCAAAGGAUACCUAUGAGACGGCUGCUCAAGAAGGCAGGGAACAGCUCAAAAAGAAGGUCAAAUUGGAAGUAGAAGACAGUGAAGAUGUGAAAGAAGAACCGGAAACGUCAAGGAAGCAAAAGCCGUUAGCAACUCAUCUGAAUAGCAAAGGGAAUGAAGACGAUGAUGAUGAAGAUCUGAGUGAUGAAGAAAUAGACGAAGAUAGCAGCGGUGACGAAAGUGCAUCUGGACAGGAAAGUGAUGAUGGCACGAGCCAAAAAGAUGGUGAAGAAGGGGAGGAAGAAAGCGAUGAAGACGUAAAACCAAAAAAGAAGGAUUCGGCGAUUGACGAAAACCGUGUUAUUUUUUUGAGGAAUCUCUCUUUUGAAACUACCGAGGAAACGCUGAAGACCGAGAUGGAGAAGUUUGGUAAGGUGGAACUUGCGCUGUGCUGCAAAUUUCGUGAUAGUGGUCAUCCUAAAGGAACAGCUUUUGUCCACUUCUGUUCUCCAGUAGAGGCGCAAGCAUUACUGGAGGCCACCGAGCGAGGACUCGAAAUAGACGGUAGAGAGAUCAAAGGAUCAUUGGCCAUUCAGCGAGAGAAUGCGGCUGAAAUUCAGAAACAAAAAAGUGUCAAAGUGCCGGAGGAUAAGAGAAAUCUUCGAUUGAUUCGUUUCGGCUUAAUCCGAGAAGGAACAUCUGCAGCUAAAGGAAUGAGUUCUGAAGAUGCGGCUAAGAGACAACGCUUAGCUGAAGUAUCUAGAAAGAAACUGGAAAACCUCCACAUGUUUGUGUCACCCACGCGACUAAUGAUACAUAAUCUUCCCAUGUCUAUGACUGAUGAGAAGCUGAAGCAGAUAUGUCGCAAUGCAACAGGCACUGCGGGUGUUAUAACGGAAUGCCGCAUAUGGAAAGAUACGUCCAAAUUGGAUGCGAAGGGGAACCCGCGCUCCAAGGGUUUUGCAUUUGUGAACUUUGCUGAACAUAAGGAUGCUUUGACAUGUUUGCAAAAACUCAACAACAAUCCUGCAACGUUUACAAAUGAACGCCGACCUAUAGUAGAGUUUUCAAUUGAAAAUCUGAUGGCUAUAAGAGCAAAGGCAAAGAGGGCAUCUAACAGUAAAGGGGAGAAAUUAACAGGAAAGGAGUUAAGCGAAAAGAUUAGGCAGCAGGUGAAACAAUCAAUAGGAGAAGUGCAUGCCUCAGGAAUGAAAGUAAUGCCCAAAUUCCUUGGUAAAAAAUUGCGACACAAGAACAUGAGCAAGACACAGUUGAAGAAAAAGAAUUUGAAUAAGAAAAAAUUCGAAAAGAGGAAACAAGAAACACUUGCUAGUGAUGUGAACAUCAAGAAAUCAAAAGGAAAGGACAAGAAACAAAUCACAAAAUAUCUCGCCUUGUCAUCAUGAGUUCUCCUUGCCUAGGAACCAUUAAUAACUCACUACUUCCAUCCAUGUUUUUUUUAUUAUCUCUUCGUAAACUAUCUACUCAAUAGAUAUGUCUAUAGUCUGUCAACUUGUUGUUCUUGUUGCUGUUGUUCUUGUUGCUCUGUGCUGUUGUAUGUUGUUGAUGGAAACCUACAUUGUUGUUUGUAUAAAGUAAAUAUAUUACGCUGCACUACGUCCUUGAUCUGGGUUAGUCACUAAAAUGAAGAAUUAAAA
Messenger RNA from Cylicocyclus nassatus, 2067 nucleotides. NCBI's taxonomy places the organism in Eukaryota, Metazoa, Nematoda, Chromadorea, Rhabditida, Strongylidae. The record is from the annotation of a GenBank genome assembly.